AUGACGGACGGACUGGUAGUGGCGUCCUUGUCGAGUCCUAAUGAGAGGUACAAACUCGAGGGUAAGCUCGGUUCGGGGAUCUUCGGCGUGGUGCACCGCGCAUCUGAUUCUCAGGCAGCUGGUAAAAAUGUCGCCGUGAAAAUCCAAACUUAUAUAGACGAGAAUGAAAUUCACAUACAAGAAGAAUAUAAAAUACUCAGGGAUUUUUCAAAACAUCCGAAUCUUGUAGAUUUCUACGGUGUAUUCUGUGAGAAGUCGGAAGGAGUGAAAAAGAUUUGGUUUGUUCUUGAACUAUGUGAAUGUGGAUCUGUCAUUGAAAUUGUCAGAAAGCUGAAGGCUGCAGACAGAAAAAUGUCGGAGGAACAUAUCGCUUAUAUCCUCAAAUAUACGAUCAAGGCACUCGUUUACUUGCACGAGAACAAAGUGAUACACCGCAAUAUAAGAUGCAGUAACAUUUUAAUCACGAAAGACGGUGAAGUAAAAUUAUCCGACUUUGGGCUAUCUUGCAAGUUGAAAGAUACGCUGGAUAAAGGUACUACUAUCAUUGGAUCACCGAGCUGGAUGGCACCCGAAGUCGUGACUUGUGGUGAUGGAGGUUACGAUAACAGGAUAGAUGUAUGGGCACUAGGAAUAACUACUAUUGAAUUAGGAGAUGGUAUAGCGCCAUUCCAAGAAAUGCAUCCAACAAGAGCACUCUUUCAAAUUGUAAGAAAUCCUCCACCAGGCUUCUCUAAACCUGCAAUGUGGUCCAAUGAUUUAAAUGAUUUCAUUGCAGAAUGUCUUGAAAAGAAUCCAGAACAUCGACCAUACAUGGUGGAGUUGGAAGAACAUCCUUUUAUACAGUUACUCCCCGAAAACGACUAUCACCUGUCAACAGAAUUCAAGAUAUUGACGGCAGAGUUAAAGGAUGUGGUUGAUUCCAAUAAAAUUUUAGAGAGAAUCAUUCGAAAUGGUCUUUUAACGACACAAGGUUCCAAAGAGCCGGAGACUAUGCAAGUGGAAGAUUUAGCAGCUUUAGAAACAUUAACUGAAGACAAUAUACUAGCGGAGUUACAAACAAAAUUAGUGAAGGGUUCAUUUACAUCCUUUAUCGGAGACGUGCUUUUGAUUCUGAACCCAAACAUAAAUGAAGAUAUUUAUAAUGAAAAUUACCAUAAAAAGUAUGAAUGCAAAUCAAGGUCGGACAACGAACCGCACAUAUUCGCUGUAGCAGACAGUGCUUACCAAUAUGCCCUCCAUCACAAUGAACCACAGCAUAUUGUGUUUUCUGGUGAAAGUAAAUCCGGAAAGACGACAAGUAUGAUUCAUGCACUAUCCCACCUUACUUACUUAGGUCCUAUGAAAAAUAAUACAGCCGAAAGGAUUCAGAAAGCCACAAAAGUCAUUCAAACUGCAAUAAGUGCAGCAACUCCCUUGAAUGCUCACUCUACCAGAGGGAUAUUUCAAAUUCAGGUCACCUAUGGUAGCUCUGGAAAAUUAAGUGGUGCCAUAUUUUGGUUGUAUCAAUUAGAGAAAUGGCGUGUGUCAUCCACUGAUAUGUGUCAAGCCAACUUUGAUCUUCUUUAUUGUUUUUACGAUGCGAUAGAUGCUGCAAAUCGAAACAAUGAAAAAUUUUUAGAGAAAGGAAGAAAGCAUAGAUAUUUAAGAAUAUCAGAUGAACCAGUCAAAGGGAUGAAGGGGGUCCGUGAAAACUCUGGAAAUAACGUAGAACUAUAUAAUGAAUUUAUAAAUAACCUAAAGACCCUAGACUGGGAAGAAGAAGAUAUAACAUUUUUAGAAACGAUUCUAGCAGCUAUUCUUGUGCUUGGAAAUGUCAGAUUUAAGGAUAGUAAAACCGGAAUCGCAGAAAUUGAAAAUCCUGAAGAAGCUAAAAAAGUGGCCAAGUUAUUAGCUCUUGACGAAGUCAAAUUUUUGUGGGCUUUACUUAACUAUUGUUUGAUAGAGAGCGGAAGUGCCGUAAAAAGAAAACACACAACCGAUGAAGCACGAGAUGCAAGGGAUACUUUAGCCAAUGCCCUUUACAAGAGAUUAAUAGACUGGAUGAUCAAUUUAAUUAACUCUAAAUUGUCAUUUAUGAGAUCUGUAUUCGGUGAUAAAUAUUCAGUGAGUUUGUUGGACAUGUUUGGCUUCGAAUGUUACCACAGGAAUCGAUUGGAACAGUUGAUUGUGAAUACCACAAACGAACAGAUACAAUUUCUAUACAAUCAGAGGAUGUUUGCUUGGGAAAUGCAGGAGACCGCAGAUGAGGAAGUCCCAUUUGCUUCCUUGCACUUUUACGAUAAUAAGAACUCUGUUGAUCAAUUAAUGGGCAGACCUUUGGGUCUCUUUUAUAUUCUAGAUGAAGCAAGUCGUACUGGUAGUGGUCAAGAGUUUAUAAUGAGUACAAUUAGAACAAAAUGUAAGGGUCCCUACAUAAAAUUAUCUGGCAGUCACGAAUUUAGCGUGGCUCAUUACACAGGCAAGGUAAACUACGAUUGCAGGGAAAUGGCUGACAAAAACAAAGAUUUUCUACCUCCAGAAAUGAUAGAGACUAUGAGAGCUUCAACCAACAUUACCGUUCAACAGUUAUUUAGAAACAAACUAACAAAAACCGGAAAUUUGACAGUCUCAUCUAGUCAAUCCAAAGUCACUAUCGCAAAGUCUAAAUCUGAAAAGGAAUUGGAAAAUGUGAAAGCAAGGAAAUACAACACAGUUUCAAAAGGUCAAUUUUCCCAAGUUCAUCGAAUGAGAACAGCUGCUGCAACUUACCGAGCUACUAGUUUGGAAAUCCUGAAGCAACUUUCCAUCGGACCUGGCAGCGGAGGAACGCACUACAUCAGAUGUAUUAGACCUGACUUGAAUGAUAACCCUAAGGGUUUCCAAACCGAAGUUGUGAGGCAACAGCUUAGAGCUUUAGCUAUUUUAGAUACCGCAAAAGCGAGACAAAAUGGAUUCUCCUAUCGUAUACCGUUUGAGGAGUUUAUUCGAAGAUUCCGAUUCCUAGCAUUUGAUUUUGAUGAAAAUGUCGAGGUAACUAAAGACAAUUGCAGGUUACUGUUGAUUCGUUUAAAGAUGGAGGGCUGGGUACUUGGGAAGACGAAAGUUUUUUUAAAAUAUUACAAUGAAGAAUUCUUAUCAAGGCUUUAUGAAACUAAAGUAAAAAAAAUAAUAAAAGUUCAGUGUAUGAUGAGAGCUUUCUUAGCGAGGAGAAAAGCAAAAAAAGACAAAUCGAAAAUGAUUCACAUCAGAGAACUCAAGAAACAACAAUCUUUGAAUGUAACCGAGGACGAAGCUGCAUUGCUGAUACAAAAAGCAUACCGAGGCUACAUAGUUCGGAAAGCCUACGGACCAUUAAUAAAUAAGUCAACCGGACAGAUCGACGAAGAAACAGCAAAAUUCCUAAAAAGAUUCGCCAUGAAGUGGAAAAGCAGAUCUAUAUUUCAAGUGUUGCUACAAUAUCGUGCCGUGCGAUAUCAAGAUUUGGUACAUUUCUCACAGCAGGUACACAUCUACAACCAGGCAGUUCUGGAAGCACUGCUAAACAUAAGCACUUCAGUGCUGCUAGACCGUGUUGAUCCGCAAACUAAGGAAGCCGAUUUCCUAGGCUCUGGGCCACCGACUGUGUGGAAACUGCCUUUCCGGAUUGACCAAUUACAGUACUACGAUACUUCUGACAUGUGUGACCCAUCAGCUAAAUGCACCGAUACAUUUGCCAGUCAAUAUGAUUCUGACCACGAGCAGUGGGAUGAACCGUUGAAACGUCGUUUUAAUUCAGCACAAAUCGACAUUGGCACAACAUCGGCGAGCACUCAGACCCUCAUCACAGUGCCGUUCUGCAGAGAUCCCACACAACCCGUGUUGCCGUUGCCACCUGAUGAAGAGAAACUGCCAACAUCGAAACCAUCUCGAAAGGAUAGCAACAGACCUGCAGUGUACAAAAAAAAACCCUGUCAGUCCCCGCAGAGUUUCUACCAGCCCCCAGAACCAUGGACUGGAGUGAAGGAUGACACUGAUAUCCUCGAAGAUACUGCGCCUAAGCUUCGCAAAUCGACCUAUAGCAAAAGUCUCUACUCUAUAGAUAGAGAGGGCCAAGAUCCUAUAAGGGAACUACAAGCCAUGGCGAAAUCGACUAGCGACAUGAACGAUGACGAUCCUCCCUUCAACUUUCAAGCUAUGCUUAAGAAAACACCAAGAAACAGGGCUUCGAUGAAGAGGUCUAAUGAAUUACAAAACGAUUUUCAGAGCAAUGAGGUUGUUUCUAAGCACAUUAUAUCACCAAGUAAGGCUAAACCACCGGCUGCUCCUAGAAUUGCGCCUACUCCUCCGCCCACCAAAAGACCUGCUCCAACUCCACCACCAUGUGCAAAUACACCACCUUCUCGGCCUCCAAGUAAAGAGAUUAUAAGACAAAACUCAAAAGACCUACUUAUCGCUGCUCUCAAAAAGAGAAAUUCUAAAACAGAUCUCUCUUGCAAAGUGGAUAACGAAAUGGAAAAUGAAAAGGUUGAACUGGCACCUGGGAUCACUGUCGAAGGGAUAGUCACAGAUCUAUAA
This is a messenger RNA of Arctia plantaginis, 4533 nucleotides long. NCBI's taxonomy places the organism in Eukaryota, Metazoa, Arthropoda, Insecta, Lepidoptera, Erebidae. The record is from the annotation of a GenBank genome assembly.